Plasmodium yoelii is the source of this 1353-nucleotide messenger RNA. RefSeq names its product plasmepsin IV. Gene Ontology annotation, biological process: proteolysis. The transcript has a single exon. Gene Ontology annotation, molecular function: aspartic-type endopeptidase activity. Bases 1 to 1353 code for a protein of 450 amino acids. The record is from RefSeq and is a predicted model, not a curated record. NCBI's taxonomy places the organism in Eukaryota, Apicomplexa, Aconoidasida, Haemosporida, Plasmodiidae.
AUGGAAUAUUCCGAAAAAGAAUCAAACUACUCCAACGGACUGAUGCGAAAUGGUUCGGCUUUUGGGCAAUUAAAAUUUGAUAACAUAAAAAGCUUUAAAAUUCAAAAAAAAUUUCAAGCAUUAUAUUUUAUUAUAUUUGUUUGCAUAAUUGGAUCCAUAUUUGCAUAUUUGGUUGGAAGUAAUUACUAUUCCACCAAAACCACCGACAUAAACAAAAUUAUUGCAAACUCCGAAUAUUUAACAAUUCGUACAAAAAUCGAUAGACCACGUGAUAAAUUAUUAAAAAAAGUAAUGAACCAAAAUGUAUCUAAUUACAUUAAAGAAUCAUUCAGAUUAUUAAAAUCAGGUUUAUUAAAAAAAGAGCAUCUUAGUAAAUAUGAUGAUGGUAUUGAAUUAGAACAAACCAUCGGUUUAGCAUUUUUUGGUACUGCUUCAUUAGGAGAUAAUAAACAAUCCUUUACAUUUAUCCUUGAUACUGGUUCAUCUAAUUUAUGGGUUCCAAACACAGACUGUAAAUCAGGAGGUUGCCCAUACAAACACAGAUAUGAUUCAUCAACAUCACAUACAUAUGAAAAAGAUGGUACACCAGUAAGUAUAUUAUAUGGAUCUGGUGGUAUAAAAGGUUUUUUUAGUAAUGAUAUAUUUACUAUUGGACACCACACAAUACCAUAUAAAUUUAUUGAAGUAACUCAAACUGAUGAUUUAGAACCAAUUUAUACUGCAUCUGAAUUUGAUGGUAUUAUAGGAUUAGGAUGGAAAAGUUUAGCUGUUGGAAAUGUAGAACCAGUUAUUGUUGAAAUGAAAAAAAGAGGACAAAUUGAAAAUGCAGUAUUCUCAUUCUACUUACCAGAAGCAGAGAAAUCUAUUGGAUAUUUUACAAUUGGAGGUAUUGAAGAAAGUUUUUAUACUGGUGAUCUUACCUAUGAAAAAUUAACUAAUGAAUCAUAUUGGCAAAUUAAUUUAGAUGUAGCUUUUGGAAUAGUAACUCUUGAUAAUGCUAAUAUCAUUGUUGAUAGUGGUACAAGUGCUAUCACAGCUCCAUCAGAUUUUCUUGAAAAAUUUUUAAAUACCAUAAUGAGUAUUCCAGUACCUUUCCUUCCAUUAAGAAUAGUUUUAUGUGACGAUCGUAACUUACCAACUCUAAAAUUCACAUCUAAAAAUACAACAUAUACUAUUGAACCAAAACAUUACUUACUUGAACUUGACCCAAUGGCCGAAAUAUGUGCUGUAGCAAUUGUAGAUGUAGAUAUUGAUCCAAAAACUUUUAUUCUUGGAGAUGUAUUCUUUAAAAAAUACUACACCGUUUUUGAUUAUGAUAAUUCAAGAGUUGGUUUUGCACUUGCAAAAAACUAG